AUGCAGGAUCGGUGUAGCAGCCACGGCACAGACCACUCCAUCUGCCUCUGCGGGUACAAAAGAAGCACUAGUGCCUCCCAAGCCUUCAUCGCCUAUAUUGGUGUUCCUACAUGUUCAUACACCGUUGCCAUGAAGACGCUGCCUACCGACUAUGAAGAAAGCAUACUCGAAAGCCUCACUGGAAACAACAGGAUAAUGGUGUGGGCUAGCAGAAGGAGACAGGAGGAGGACAAACAGUAUAUUGUCCAUGUUCAGCGCGUUCGUGGCAUUGGUCCUCCCGCAAGUCUGGUCGUCAAGAAGUUCGAAAACAUGAACCCGGCACUGCAACUGGACGACAAUGUGAUGAACCGCUGCAACUCAGAGAUGACCCUGUUAGCCACCAUCUGCCACGAUAACAUCAUCAAAGUCCUAGGUGUCAUCGAGAGGGAUGAAGCGCUGAUGCUCGUCUACAAGUUCGAGAAUUUCAAGGCCGUAAUAGCCAGCUUUGGCGCUGCACAGAUGAACAUGGCUGGGCUUGACCAACCGUUGCCCAUCGCCGACCUGCCUCUUGGUAACUUUGGGUAUGCAGCUCCUGAAUAUGGGACGGGGGCAACAACGGAGAAGGUAGACAUUUACAGCUAUGGUGUGCUGCUGCUGGAGCUCAUCACGGGGCGGAUUGCCAGUGAAGCUGGAGUGGAUGGUCAUUUGGCGAAUUGGGCACGGAAAUACUUCACUGAACUGAUGGCAAACCAACAAGAAGCGUUCCAGAAUGCCGUGGACAGGGACAUCCCAGAUCAAGCACGGUACAUGGAGGAGAUGGCUACCAUGUUCAGGCUGGGUGUGAAUUGCACCGCCGUGGACCCGCAGCAAAGGCCGUCCAUGCGGAUGGCUCUCAAACGACUCCGCCGCAGCCAUGGGCGUGGCCCAUUCCGUGGCCUCCUCACCUGCUAUCUGCUGUUCACGUUUUAUAUUUACGUUCCUUCUGCUGACUGA
Messenger RNA from Triticum dicoccoides, 972 nucleotides. RefSeq names its product inactive protein kinase SELMODRAFT_444075-like. The record is from RefSeq and is a predicted model, not a curated record. The transcript is spliced from 7 exons. The coding region runs from base 1 to 972 and encodes 323 amino acids. Gene Ontology annotation, molecular function: ATP binding; protein kinase activity. NCBI's taxonomy places the organism in Eukaryota, Viridiplantae, Streptophyta, Magnoliopsida, Poales, Poaceae. Gene Ontology annotation, biological process: protein phosphorylation. Gene Ontology annotation, cellular component: plasma membrane.